AUGUCCUACACCAUCGUCCUCUUCGUCACCCGCAACCCCAAUCUCACAUCGGAAGAAUUCAGAGACCACUAUGAGCACACGCACAUACCUCUGGCCCAUUCUCUCCUCGCGACGUGCUGGCCGAUCGAGUUCAAACGUCGCUACCUCGCGCGGAUUAGCCGGAAGGGUUUCGGUGGACCGGCAAAUCCAGACCGACCACCUCUGAUGCUAAGGGGCGAAAUGAUGGAGCUCGACUGUGACUGCAUCGCAGAAAUGACCUUUGACAGCGAACGUCGUUUCCAAGAGUUCUACAAGAAGAUAUAUGCAAAAGAGAACGCAGCUAUUCUGGCAAGAGACGAGGAGAAGUUCCUGCAAAAAGGAAAAACAAGGGUCAUUGUCGUAGGCGAGACUUGGAGCACGGAUGAACACGGCGUCACUACAAGUGAGAUGGGCUACGUCUGCAAGAACGAGAGGUCGGACAGUGAAGCCAGUGGUAGUGGCGGAAGUUGA
Molecule: messenger RNA, 489 nt
Organism: Alternaria postmessia
Lineage: Eukaryota; Fungi; Ascomycota; Dothideomycetes; Pleosporales; Pleosporaceae
Exons: 1
Coding region: 1-489 (162 amino acids)
Molecular function (GO): oxidoreductase activity
Source: RefSeq, a predicted model, not a curated record